AAAGAAAGACAAAGCCACGGCUGUCCCGGCGCGCGCGCUCCCAGUGGAUCGCGCUCCCUCGAACGGGGCGCGGAUGUCCGGCUUCGACCAGGCUGUGAGCCGACGGCCUCGACGACGAACUCGGGCUUAGCCUCGAGCAGCGGACCCUCCGCCAGCGCCGCGGCCCCGCCCGCCAGUACCAGGGAGCGCGUGGGUUCGCGUCUCCCCGGCGGAGCUUGGGCUCGCCGAGCCCAGACACCCGUCGGCGGCCGUCUGCUCCUCCUCCACUCGAAGGAACAGUUGCUCUUCACACUCGGAAGGGCCCGCCGUCGUCCUCGGUGGUUCGGUGAGGCGGCUCCAACAUGGCCGACGAAGGACCGAUAGCAGUGGAGACGACACCGGCCCCGCCGCCGCCCGAAGAGGGCCUGGUGAGUGGCGCCCAGAGCCCACAAUUGGAUGCGAUGCAGAUGCUCAGCAAAGUCCGGCAAGCCGACGGCAUCCAGUACAGCUUUCCAGUAACGCCCGACCACUUCCUCAUACCGGCAAACAUGACGGCCGACACGGAGGUCUACAUCUUCGGACUGUUGGCACCACAGGCCGAGAGACUGGAGGUCAAGUUCCGCGAGGCGAAGACCGAGGAGCACGUGUCGCUGCUCGUUCUCAUCGAGCUCCAGCCGACACCGUACGUUGCGCUGCGAACGUACAACAAGAAGGUCGCCGAGGACGUGGCCAAAGAGGACACCCAAAUUGCCGCCGGAAGCGCCCUCUGCAUCCGCGUAAAGGCCUACGGCGACGGGAGCGCCAAGGUCACCGUGAACGGGCACAACUUGACGUUUCCGCCACGUGACGGCUUCCCCCUGGACAAGGUUUUGUACUUCUCGCUACACGGCGACUUCUUCGCCGGCUCCGUGAGCAUCUUCAAAACACAGUGGCCGGAUCACUUGCACGUCACCAUUGGUCACCAGAUCUCCGCCGGCUACCAUUUCACUAUCGAAGGCAGCGUGACACCAGAUGCGGACAAGAUGAUGAUGAACAUUCUUCGGUCGCACGACGUGCACGACGACGUCCUGCUGGGCGUCGUGGCACAGUUCGCAGACACUAAGCAGCUGGUGCGGCGAACCAAGCAGGAGGGCGUCUGGCUCGAAGAGCAGGUGGACCCGGAGAUGCCGUUCGAGCCGGGCCAGCCGUUCACCGUCGACAUCGCGGUGGGCGAACAAAACUUCCAGAUGACCGUCAACGGCCAGCUGCUGCCGCCGUACAAGCACAAGGUCUUUUACGGCAUCGGACACAACCUGUGUCUCGAGAAGAACGCAAAGUUUAAAAACUUGCGCGUCUGCUCCAUUAGCCAUCCCAAGCAUUGGAGCAACAAGCCGCCGAACUUUCAGAAAGCAACAUUGCUGUUUUUCAAUGCGAAUUCGCCGGUCAGCUCGCCCAUUCAGCUCGAGCCUGGAAACUCCUUUUAUGUGCAAGGAACGCCACGACCGCCUUGCACUGAGUUCAAGAUUGCACUGUCGAAGGGCGCCGAGGAGACCGCCGAAGCGCUGCUCGUAGUCCACGUCCUGCUUAAGAAUGGCCUCAUGUUCGUCUACGACGGCACCGACGGAAACAAGGGUGCCGGCCACCAGCUCAAGGUCAAGGCCAACCGCCUCUUUUCGUGCAGAGUGGACGCGCUCGCCGACAACUUCAAAGUCUGGGUGAACACCUUAUCUGCUACAGACUCGAAUACCGACCCCUUCGAGGUGAAGCACAGGUUCUCCCUCAACGAAGCCGGCUUUCUCAACACCUUCGGCGAGAUCAAGAACGUCACGGGGGUGAAGUCGACAGAGGACAUCUUGGAGUGAUUGGCCGGCCUCGCGAUCCAGCCAAUGACAGGCACCAUAAACCGGCGAUCGCUGUUAGAUUGCCUCGUUGGCCAUUUUCCCGUCACCUGUUGUGAUGACCUGUCCCAUUUAAUAAGGCUAAUAAGGAUCGGGCCUUGGUGGCUAGCUAUCAGCUGUCGCCGGAUCGGAGCAUCCAGCUAAGCGCCGCUUGACAGUGACCGAGACGGCGAAGACCCUGCGCGAAGAAAAAGCAACGCAAAUCGAAAAGUGAUUGGCUAUGAAGUCCUUGCGCAGAAAAGGAAUUAGUGAAACAAAAAACAAGGAAUGCAUUUCCAUUGGUCGUCGGACUUGUUAGUGAAUAAAUUUUCGUUUGUCACUGCU
Messenger RNA from Dermacentor andersoni, 2180 nucleotides. RefSeq lists its product as uncharacterized. Gene Ontology annotation, molecular function: carbohydrate binding. NCBI's taxonomy places the organism in Eukaryota, Metazoa, Arthropoda, Arachnida, Ixodida, Ixodidae. The record is from RefSeq and is a predicted model, not a curated record.